GGAGCCAAGCGGCGUGGGGAGGCUGGGCUUCCGUUGAGAAGCGGCUGCGUCGAGCGCCCGCUUGUUCGGCUUUCGCGGUGGGGCUGCUUCUCGCUCGGCGGCGUUGUGGCUGAGGUGACGGGGAAGCGCUGCGAAGAGCAAGUUAACGUUCAUAUUAAAGGGUUCUUGUUUUGAACUGAGACCCCCCCCCCCCCCCCACUCCCUUGCCCUCCUCGUUCGGGCCGGGCGAGACUGCCGACCGGAGCAGCAAGAGAAAAGAAAGACCGAAAAAGAGUGAGAAAAUAAGGGAACACCGAAGGGAGUUUUAAAGAAAAGAAACAAUAAAGAAAGGACAGCCGCUGCUGAAGCAGAAAGUUCGUGUGUCAGUUAUUAAGCCCGAAAUGGCUUGUACGGCCGGUGUUUCCUUGGUUAAUUAGGUUGUUUUAGGGCAGUUGAUCAGGGAGAGAAAGUAGCAAGAGUUUUAAUCCAUUUUGCCUCGAAUAUGGUUGAGCGAUAAAGUUUGCUGCUGCCGGGUUCUUUCUUGCAUUCCCAUCAAAAGCAGUGAAUUCCUCCCUUCUCCCUCCAAAAAAAAUGUUACUGUUGGGAGACGAGCGCAGCUCCUUGCCCGCAUGAGGGGAUCGUCAAAGACACAUCGAGCUAAACACUACCAACACCAUCGAUGUUCCGAAGUGAGAGGGGCUGAGAGCUUCCGUGCUUUCUCGAUGCUAGAGAGGGCGCACCAUCCAAACUCUGAGCCGCACAUUUCCCUCUCUCUCUCUCCCCUCCGUUUUUCUGCCUCUGCCUUCUGCAAAAGAUGAAGCCCUGGGACCAAGAAUUGAAACUUUAAACAUUCACAGAAGCCCUUCGCUUGCUAUGUCUGCCUCAUUUUGAUGGUGGAAUUGGUUCUACUUUUUAAUCACAGGAGCUAAUUUUAAUUCGUUGCAGCAGAGUGCAGUACAUCAAAAAAUUAAGUUACAAUAAGAAAUGUAAAACAAUAGUGCAAGAAGAGAAAGAGUUGAGGUCAUAUUCUUGAGGCACUGUGGUCAUUGGUUAUUGCAUACUGUGCAAAUGUUUGAAGCAUUCAAAUGAGACCAGAAACUGAUCACCAGAACAGGAAGUUCCUUGGACAGAUAUGCUGAGAAUUUGAAGAUGUGAGAUGCGUGAAUCCAUGGAAGCAGUCGUCUCUUAGGAUCGUUUACCUGAUCAAAUUUAAAAUAAAACUGAGUAUGUGAGGGGAAAGUAGUCUGUCAACAUUGACUUUUUAUAAAGAAUCAUCAGUGUUAAUGAGUCUUUAAAGUUGAUGCAGACAGAACCAUGUGGCGAUUAUUUACAUUGAAGCUUGGUCGCUUAUACUGCUGCUUUAAGUUUCUCUUUGUGGUGAGUCUGUUGGUGUUCAUGUUAAUGAAUAGUCACACAUUAUUUGACUCCUUUCAGAAGAAUGAACUUGCGGAUCGUCGUUUUAUUAGCCUCAACAAAUGUCCAGCGUGCUUUGGUACUAGUUGGUGUCGUAAAUUUAUGAAUGGCCAAAUCACAUUUGAAACAUGGGGUCGUCUACGAAUUCUGGAUUUUUUGAAUGUGAAAAAUGUCUACUUCGCUCAGUAUGGGGAGCCAAGGGAAGGCGCAAGGCGUGUUGUUCUCAAACGCUUGGGUUCUAAUCAAGAACUGACAGAGAUGGAUCAAAAGAUCUGCAAACGGGCCACAGGGCGACCCCGUUGUGAUGUUACACAAGCUAUAUACAAGACUCAGUUUUCCCGUUUAAAUGGAGAAGUUCGGUUACUAACUCCAGAUAUUGUGGAAGGAUGGUCAGACUUGGUGCAUUGUCCGUCGCAAAGACUCCUAGACAGAAUUGUACGCAGGUAUGCUGAAACAAAGGAUUCUGGAAGCUUCUUGAUGAAGAAUUUGAAGGACUCUGAGCGGAUGCAGCUGCUUCUAACAUUGGCUUUUAACCCAGAGCCCCUAGUUCUUCAGAGUUUUCCAUCAGAUGAAGGAUGGCCUUUUGCAAAAUACCUUGGAGCCUGUGGGAGAAUGGUGGCUGUAAAUUAUGUAGGCAAUGAACUUUGGAGUUUCUACCAUGCACCUUGGGAAAAACGAGUAGACUUGGCCUGGCAGUUGCUGGAAAUUGCUGAGCAACUCACAAAUAAUGAUUUUGAAUUUGCGCUCUACCUCCUGGAUGUCAGCUUUGAUAACUUUGCUGUUGGAUCUCGGGAUGGAAAGGUCAUCAUCAUUGAUGCUGAAAACAUAAUUGUGGCAGACAAAAGGUUAAUCAAGCAAAAUAAGCCUCAGAAUUGGGAUGUCUGGUACGAGAGCAAGUUUGAUGAUUGUGGAAAAGAAGCCUGCCUAUCAUUUUCAAAGGAUAUUUUAUGUUCUCGUGUUACAGUUGACCAUAACUACUAUGCUAUCUGCCAGAAUCUGCUCUCCAGGUAUGCCAUCUGGCGUGGUACAUCCGGAGGGCUCUUGCAUAAUCCUCCUAUAGAAAUUGUCAGAGUUGGCCGACUGGAAGCCUUGCUUGAAGAAUGUGCCAACCCAAAGAAAGAAUAUGGUCGAUUCCAGGCAGCAAGGGAAUUGCGAGAUUACCUUGCAAAGCUGAAUAACAAUGUAAGGUAGCUCAAAUGGAAUCUAUUGUUUUUUUACAUCACUCUAGAUUUGAGACUGCAAUUAGUCAAAUGUGAGAGUGGUUCCUGUGUCGAAUGUAAAUUUACAUUGAAUGAAACUAUGAAGAUAUAACAGCACAAGGUAAUAAAUUGUGUUGGGAACUGAAUGGAUAUCUGCAAACCCAUGUGUGGGGUUGAUUAUCUGAUUAGAGCAUUGAGCUUUUAUUGACCUGCUCUCGGCCUGUAGCUGAAGAUCAGCAGGUCACUGGAGAUAAUAGACUCUGACAGAUUUAUUGAUUGCACAUGUGUCAAAGGGCAAUUGACAUAGCAUAACAUUACUGUCAAAAAUUGGGCGGUUGAUGCCUUUACUGAGGAAACCUUGCUUAAUUAAAAGCCUGUUUCAAGGCUUAAACCUACUGAUGUUGUCUUGCAUUUCUAUAUUUUGAAUAAAGAAACAUUUUAAAAGUUUAUUAAAAAUAACUUACAUGUGCUGCCAUUAAAAUGUGCAAGAUUUUGAUACACUUGCUCAUUCUACUUUGAAAGUAUAUGAACAUAUAUAUAACUUUUCAUCUGUAAACUGAAGCACUGAGGAAAAACAUGGAAUUGUGGUAUUCUGUCAAACCUUAGCCAUCUCUUCAUCACCAUUAAGCAAUAAUUUAAUGUUCUACAAAGUAUAGGGAGAGGAUCAAAAAUCACAUUAAUUUCAAGUAUAACAUGACACAACCUUCAGCAUGAAUUAGUGACCAGCGGUUAAUUUGUAGAAAUGAAAUUUAAAAUGAAAAGUAAGAUAAUUUAAGAACCUGUAGGGGGUACUUAAAACAGAACCAAGUUGACUUUUCUGUAAAUAAAAUAAAGCAAGUGUCUUUUCUACAGGAAGCAGGAAGACACAUAGUAUUUGUGCAUAAACCAAAGAGUAAGAGUUGUUACAAAAUUACCUUCAUCUAGAUAGAAGACACUUAUUUAUUGAAGGAAACAAAGCAGAAGCAAAACAAGGACAUCUUUCAAUAGCCGUUUGUAUUUGAAAAUUGCAUCUUUUAUCACUGGGGUGAAGUUAUUGGUCACAAGUUUACAUUUGCCAUGUGCUUAACUGGUUCUAUUUUUUACUGAUUUACUGGGCUGACACAGAUGACAGUUGCUUUCUGCUGUUUAUUACAUGUUAGUACAGUAUUGUAAUUUUGAAAGUUUAUGGUGAACAUUUUCUGUUUAACUAAGCUAUAUUAAUUCAUUUCCACUUUAUCAAAAAAAAAUGUUUAUGUGGAAUUGGGGUGGAAAAUCUGCUUUUGCUGCUGAUUAGCUGAAGUGCAGCAGUAACACCAUUGCCAGCUACUUUCAUGCUUGUGGUUCAAUCUGGAUAAAUGUUGAGCUGUUCCCCAUAAAGCAAUUUUGUGGCUUUUAUCUCCAUUUGAAAUCAUGCUGAUCCUUUUGAGUCUAAAACUAGCGUAAGUUAGCUUUGUUCUAAGGAAUUGAAUGCUGCAACAUCACAAAGUACAGUAGAAAGCAAUAGUGUUUUUUCAAACUUCUCAGACACUGAAGUCAUAAAAUGAUCCAUUUCAUGUACACAUGGACAGUAGUUUUUAUUCUGUACUCAUAACGUUAGUGAAGAUGAAGUUGACUAGUGAAAUUAUGAAUGGGAUUUGAAGGUUGUAAAAUGCUGACAAAUGCUAUCCUCACAUCUUUUCUAUGUUCUUAUUUAGUUUCCAUGUUUUUUUCAAAAUUGUCUGACUCACUGUGCCUUUCAUUCAAAAUUGUCUUUAUAACUUAAAGUGGAUUCAUAUAAUAAAACCUGUUACUUAUUA
Molecule: messenger RNA, 4366 nt
Organism: Hypanus sabinus (Atlantic stingray)
Lineage: Eukaryota; Metazoa; Chordata; Chondrichthyes; Myliobatiformes; Dasyatidae
Gene: dipk2ab
Product: divergent protein kinase domain 2Ab
Exons: 6
Coding region: 1294-2583 (429 amino acids)
Source: RefSeq, a predicted model, not a curated record